AAUUAAAAAUGCAGUAAAGUUCCUGGUUGAAGAAUACGUUAUAUUGUAAACACUGCCCUUCUUUUUUUAUACCCUCGAUUGUUUGUGUUCAUUUGUUCCUAUUUCACUAUCGAGUUGUGCAUUUUGUGCAGGUGGAAAACACAAGGCAGGAUCUUUUCACAACGAGUAUGUUGCCAGCGGGUCAGUUGAGUCUACACGGUUCUCAUCGUGUCGAUAAGUUCCGCGCUCCGCCUUUCUGCUCACAUUCUCCGACACAGAACAAGCAAGUAUCACUGAUAGCUAGAAAAUCUGAAAAUGGCAGAAACUGCUCCAGCACCAGCCGCCCCUGCCCCUGCUCCUGCUAAAGCGCCCAAGAAAAAGACCGCGACAAAGCCCAAGAAAUCGGGACCCAGCGUGUCGGAGCUGAUCGUCAAGGCUGUGUCUGCCUCCAAGGAGCGCAGCGGGCUGUCCGUGGCGGCGCUCAAGAAGAUCCUGCAGGCCGGCGGCUACGAUGUGGAGAAGCACAACUCCCUCGUCAAUAGAGCCCUCAAGAGCCUGGUGACCAAGGAGACCCUGCUGCAGACCAAGGGCACCGGCGCCUCGGGCUCCUUCAAGCUCAACAAAAAGGCGGCUGAAGCCAAGGAGAAGGCGGCCAAGAAGAAGGCAGCUCCCAAGAAACCAGCGGCAAAGAAAGCGGUUGUCAAGAAAACAACGAAAAAGGUUUCGGCAAAGAAAGCAGCGACACCCAAGAAAACUCCUACGAAAGCAAAGAAACCGAAAUCUGUAAAGAAGGCGCCCAAGAGCCCGAAGAAAGCGGCUGCCAAGCCUAAAAAGGUCGUAAAGAAGAGCCCGAAGAAAGCGAAGGCAGCGCCUAAACCUAAAAGGGUGCCCAAGGCAGCCAAACCCGCAGCGAAGAAGGCGGCUCCUAAAAAGAAGUGAACAGUUAAAGCGACUUUGUAAACAAUGAACCCAAAGGCUCUUUUCAGAGCCAACACAUCUUUCUAAAAAGAGCAGAUUGUCAUAGUGUACACAAGGGGAUGUG
This is a messenger RNA of Polyodon spathula (Mississippi paddlefish), 1021 nucleotides long. RefSeq names its product histone H1-like. Bases 295 to 918 code for a protein of 207 amino acids. The transcript has a single exon. Gene Ontology annotation, biological process: nucleosome assembly. Gene Ontology annotation, molecular function: structural constituent of chromatin; DNA binding. Lineage: Eukaryota; Metazoa; Chordata; Actinopteri; Acipenseriformes; Polyodontidae. The record is from RefSeq and is a predicted model, not a curated record. Gene Ontology annotation, cellular component: nucleosome.